AUGGAUCCAUCGUUUACUGCGUACUAUGUCGCAGAACUGCCUCUCCAGAGCAGCAUACGCAACUUUUUGGAGCGGCAGAGACGCUUCCAGCGCAACCUAGCGGUGGUGAGUUCUGGAGGCACCACGGUACCGUUGGAGAAGCAUACCGUACGGUUUUUGGACAACUUUUCUACAGGGCGUCGAGGAGCUGCUUCAGCCGAAUACUUUCUGGAGUCAGAGUACGCAGUGGUUUUUCUGUAUAGGGAGGGCUCGUUACGGCCGCUGCAGCGGCGCUUGGCGAAACUCGUCACGGAUCCCGUCACUGUUUUGGUGUCAGAGGGCCAUAUUAAGGAAGGGGUUGCGUCUUUCCGAGUCACGGCGGAUGCGCAGGCAGCGCUUGUGCAGUACGAACGCGCGCUCAAGGAGGAGCGAGUUCUCGAAGUGCCGUUCUGCACCGUCUAUGAGUACGCACAGUAUUUGGAGUUGAUUGCGAGUGCAUCUGCUGUUUUCGAACGCAAUGCUAUCCUGUACAUGGCUGCGGCAGUUUCCGACUUUUACCUGCGGUUUGAAGACUUCAAGAGUCAUAAGCGAACCUCGGACUCUGCGUUGGUGUUGAAGUUGAGCUGCACACCAAAGCUUUUGGACCUGUUGCGUGAGCUCUGGGCGCCACAGGCGUUUGUCGUUGCUUUCAAACUCGAAACCAGUAUGGAGACUUUGCACGAACGAGCACAGUUGACUGCUAGCCGCAGCGGAGCCCAUAUCAUGGUUGCGAACCUGCUGCACGAACGCCAUCAUAGGGUAUGGAUUCUGGAGAACGGGCGAAUGGAGGAAAUCGAGUGUCCCGAGUCGGACACGGAAAUAGAGAAACGCAUUGUGGAGGCUGUCAUCGCAUCGCACCGCUGCUACUUGGAUGCAGAUCGCUAG
Cyanidioschyzon merolae strain 10D is the source of this 903-nucleotide messenger RNA. Its product is annotated as phosphopantothenatecysteine ligase. The record is from RefSeq and is a predicted model, not a curated record. The transcript has a single exon. NCBI's taxonomy places the organism in Eukaryota, Rhodophyta, Bangiophyceae, Cyanidiales, Cyanidiaceae. Gene Ontology annotation, cellular component: cytoplasm; nucleus. Bases 1 to 903 code for a protein of 300 amino acids. Gene Ontology annotation, molecular function: phosphopantothenate--cysteine ligase activity. Gene Ontology annotation, biological process: coenzyme A biosynthetic process.